AAACCUACGCUGUGUUUAUGUGUAUGUGUGUGUGUGUGUGUGUUUACAUAUGCAUGUAUGCAUUUACUUAACAAUUGUGUCAAAGAAGUGUUAAUUUGUGCAUCGUAAAUCAUUUUGAAACGUUUAACGUCAAAACGUUGUCACUGUUGUUGCUGUGCGCAAGAAAUUAGUCACAUACAUAGAGCGGCGCAGCGGCGCAGCGUCACAACGACACAGUCAUCAGUAACUGCAUCAAUCAACAGCAAACAGCAAACAGCGAACAGCAGGAACUCCUCAAGGCGUGUUAUUAUCACGCCCGACGCUACAAAUAUACAUCCUUACAUACAAACAAACAAACAUAAAAGUAAGCAGACAAACGCGCGCACGCACCCAAAUUAGCUACCAAUUACCUAAAAAUAUUUAAAGAAGAACGCCUCAGCAACUCAGUAACUCAGCAACCGAACUAUCUACCUACAUACCCACAUACAUACAUAACUAUAUGCCUAAGUACCAAUAUACCUGCGUUAGCCUUUAAAGUGCUUAGGCUAAACUGCCAGCACUGACCAUAUCUACAUACAUACAUACAUACAUACCGUGGACCGCUCUGCCAUCCAGCUAUAUUUGUAUGUGUAACUAACUAGCACCGCAGUAGACAUUUAAGUGAACUCGCCCUUGACGGUUGUGCGCGUAUGAAUUUGUAUUAAAUGUUUUAACAGUUAAACGCAGUGUAUGAUCAUAAAACUCUACAGGAGCGUUAAUAGAGCCAAAACAACAACAAAUUGAAGUGAUAAUAAUAACAAAAACAAGAAAUCAGUUGUUGUUUCAUCACAUACACAAAGCUUCCGUUUUUCUUUUUUUUGUGGUGUUAUUUUCGUAUUUUUCCCUCCCGCCUACGCUACAACAAAGUACGGGCAUUUUCGCAUACAUCCAGUAUACGCGUUGUAUACAUAUCUAUAUAAAUGUUGUUUGCGCUGGACGCGUUGACCAGUGCAAAACACGUAAUAGAACUUGAAAAAUGUUAUUAGAAAUGGAACAACAACAAGCAACGGCGUCGUUCAUAUCGUCGCUCAAUAUGUCGCCCUUCACAAUGCAACUGGAUCCACAGCAGCCGUCGAGCCCGGCUUUGGGCGGCGCUGGUGGUCCAAAUAAUGUUCAAACAAAUGCCAGCACGGGCGCAGCUGCCAAUCGUGGCGCCAACGAUGCGAGCGCAUUGAGUAAUACCGAAGCGGAUUAUAGCGCUUAUGCGCUACACUUGAGCGCCGGCAGCGGCGGUGGUAAUGCAAGUGGUGGCGGUGGCGGCGGUGGUGGCGGCGGCGGCGGCGGCAAUAAUGAUGGCAGUGGUAGUGGCGCCGCAAAUGCAGGCAACACACAUCAUCAUCAUCAUCACCAGCAGCAACAGCAACAGCAACAUCACCAACAACAACAACAACAGCAACAACAUUAUCAAACACAGCAAUCGCAGCUGCAACAGCAGCAGCAGCAGCAACAGCAACAACAACAGCAGCAACAACAGAAUAUUGCCAACAAUCCCAACUUUUCAUACUCGUAUAUAUAUAAUUUUGAUUCACAAUACGUAUUCCCGACAGGUUAUCAGGACAAUACGUCAUCACAUUCACAACAAAGCGUCGGCGGUGGCGCUAGUGGUGGCGGCGGUGGUGGUAGUAGUACCAGUAGUAAUGCCACCAAUGUUGUUCUACUCAAUGGUGGUAAUCCAAAUGCCAGCGGCGGUUAUAUGACACUCCUGCCACCAGCCACAUCGAGUGGCGGUCACAUGGGCAUAUCGUCCGGUGGCGCUGGACCCAGUCAGGGUGGCUCCGGUGAGGGUAUUGAUUUCAAACAUUUAUUUGAAGAAUUAUGCCCGGUGUGUGGUGAUAAGGUGAGCGGCUAUCAUUACGGUCUGCUGACGUGUGAAUCGUGCAAAGGUUUCUUCAAACGCACCGUACAGAAUAAGAAGGUGUACACGUGUGUUGCUGAGCGUUCGUGUCACAUUGAUAAGACGCAACGUAAACGUUGUCCAUACUGCAGAUUCCAGAAAUGCUUGGAGGUGGGCAUGAAACUUGAAGCUGUUCGAGCGGAUCGAAUGCGUGGUGGACGUAAUAAAUUUGGGCCUAUGUACAAACGUGAUCGGGCGCGAAAAUUACAAGUGAUGCGACAACGCCAACUCGCUUUGCAAGCGCUACGCACAUCAAUUGGUUCGGUUGAGAUGAAAAACUCACCACUCUCACCAGGAUACCAACAAGCAUAUCCGAAUAUGAAUAUAAAGCAAGAAAUACAAAUACCUCAGGUGUCCUCACUCACACAAUCACCAGAUUCAUCACCCAGCCCCAUAGCCAUUGCGCUCGGACAGGUCAAUACGAGUGGUGGUGUGAUAACGACGCCAAUGAAUGGUGGCAAUGGUAGUGGUGGCGGCGGCGGCAGCGGCGGUGGAGGCACAGGUGGUGGUGGUGGUGGUGGCGGCAGUGGCAAUGGUGUCAAUGCCGGUGCCAAUAAUAAUAAUAAUAGCAACAGUGGCAAUGGUAGUGGUGGCGGCGGCGGCAGCGGCGGUGGAGGCACAGGUGGUGGUGGUGGUGGUGGCGGCAGUGGCAAUGGUGUCAAUGCCGGUGCCAAUAAUAAUAAUAAUAGCAACAACACCAGCGAUGGACUCAACCGCAGUAGCAGUGGCAAUUGUCAUGACACUGGAACUGGAUCUCUGCAGAAUGCGUCCGAAUCGAAAUUGUGCUUCGACUCUGGUACACAUCCUUCAAGCACAGCUGACUCCAUCAUAGAGCCACUGAGAGUGUCACCAAUGAUACGUGAUUUUGUGCAAUCGAUAGACGAUCGAGAAUGGCAGACGCAACUCUUUGCAUUGCUACAAAAACAAUCCUAUAAUCAAGUGGAAGUUGAUCUCUUCGAGCUAAUGUGCAAAGUGUUGGAUCAGAAUUUGUUCUCACAAGUGGAUUGGGCAAGAAACACCGUCUUCUUCAAAGAUCUUAAGGUGAGUUUUGCAUUGAAAAUUGAAAAAAGGCAACAUUUGAAAACUAUUUUGUGCANCGAUCAUCUACAUCAGCGAAUACACAACGGACUACCCGAUGAGACGCAUUUGAAUAACGGACAAGUAUUCAAUCUGCUCUGGCUGGGUCUUUUGGGUGUACCACAAUUGUCUGAUUACUUCAAUGAGUUGCAAAAUCGCUUACAGGAUCUAAAAUUCGAUAUGGGCGAUUAUGUGUGUAUGAAAUUCCUAAUUCUACUCAAUCCAGAAGUACGUGGCAUUGUUAACAAGAAGACGGUCUUAGAGGGACAAGAGAAUGUACAAGCAGCGCUGCUGGACUAUACGCUAACCUGCUAUCCAUCAGUGACGGAUAAAUUUCGGCGACUGCUUAGCAUACUGCCCGAUAUACAUGCAAUGGCUUCGCGGGGCGAAGAUCAUCUCUAUUCAAAACACUGCGCCGGUAGUGCGCCCACCCAGACGCUACUCAUGGAAAUGUUACAUGCAAAACGAAAAGUAUAAAUAGGAUAUAAAUGUAAAGGUUACAAAAUGUAAUAAUAUUGCAAAAUAUUGUAUGUAGAUAUGUAUGUAUGUUGUAAGAGAGUAAGGCGAUGAAAGCGCUUCAAAUGCGACAGGUGACAAUUUUUUGGUUGAAGUUGUCGCAUGACGCGAAAUAAAAUCCAGGGUUGGUUAUUAGAUUUA
Molecule: messenger RNA, 3646 nt
Organism: Ceratitis capitata (Mediterranean fruit fly)
Lineage: Eukaryota; Metazoa; Arthropoda; Insecta; Diptera; Tephritidae
Gene: ftz-f1
Product: nuclear hormone receptor FTZ-F1
Exons: 9
Coding region: 995-3466 (823 amino acids)
Biological process (GO): regulation of transcription by RNA polymerase II; tissue development; hormone-mediated signaling pathway
Cellular component (GO): RNA polymerase II transcription regulator complex
Molecular function (GO): nuclear receptor activity; RNA polymerase II cis-regulatory region sequence-specific DNA binding; zinc ion binding
Source: RefSeq, a predicted model, not a curated record